CUACAAAUAACAAAUCUUACUCUCUCCAGUCUCCAUUCGCCAAGACAAGACAGACAGAGACGGAAACAGGGGAAAGAGGGGACAACACAACCGACAUCGAAAGCGAAAGCACCCGCACGUUUGCUUAAAAUGUCGGAUAACUUUUGCUCAGAUUUUAAGAGGCUCACCGAGGUCGUCUUCGACCACGCCGCCGGAGACACCAUCUGCUCCGAGUGCGGUCUCGUUCUCGAGGCUCACUCGGUUGACGAAACCUCCGAGUGGCGAACCUUCGCCAACGAGAGUUCUGAUAAUGACCCCGUUCGUGUUGGCGGCCCCAUCAAUCCUCUCCUCACCAAUGGUGGCCUCUCUACCGUUAUUGCUAGGCCCAACGGUGCUUCUGGUGAUUUCUUGUCGUCCUCCCUCGGCAAGUGGCAGGGUCGCGGCGCUAACCCGGAUAGGAAUCUUAUUCAGGCAUUUAAGUCCAUUGCUGCGAUGUGCGAAAGGGGACGGAUAGUAAUUGAAGGAGAGGGAGGGGAGGCUGUCUCCUUCCUUAUGUUUGGAUAUGCAAAGAGCAAGAAGGGGAAGGAGAUGGAGGAGGGGAAAGAGGGGACAACACAACCGACAUCGAAAGCGAAAGCACCCGCACGUUUGCUUAAAAUAUCGGAUAACUUUUGCUCAGAUUUUAAGAGGCUCACCGAGGUCGUCUUCGACCACGCCGCCGGAGACACCAUCUGCUCCGAGUGCGGUCUCGUUCUCGAGGCUCACUCGGUUGACGAAACCUCCGAGUGGCGAACCUUCGCCAACGAGAGUUCUGAUAAUGACCCCGUUCGUGUUGGCGGCCCCAUCAAUCCUCUCCUCACCAAUGGUGGCCUCUCUACCGUUAUUGCUAGGCCCAACGGUGCUUCUGGUGAUUUCUUGUCGUCCUCCCUCGGCAAGUGGCAGGGUCGCGGCGCUAACCCGGAUAGGAAUCUUAUUCAGGCAUUUAAGUCCAUCGCUGCGAUGUGCGAAAGAUUGGGACUUCCUGCCAUCAUAAAGGAUCGAGCUAAUGAAAUAUACAAAAGGGUUGAAGAUCAAAAGCCUCUCAAAGGGCGAAAUCAGGAAGCAAUUUUUGGUGCUUGCCUUUACAUUGCUUGUCGACAAGAGAACAAACCUCGGACUGUCAAAGAAAUUUGUUCUGUUGUGAAUGGGACAACAAAGAAAGAAAUUGGCCGUGCGAAGGAGUUCAUUGUGAAACACUUGGAGCUAGAGAUGGGUCAUUCUGUAGAAAUGGGAACCAUACAUGCUGGGGACUAUAUGAGACGCUUCUGUUCUAGUCUGGGAAUGACUAAUCAAGAGGUUAAGGCUGCACAAGAAGCGGUUCAGAAAUCUGAAGAGCUUGACAUUAGGAGAAGUCCAAUCUCAAUCGCUGCAGCUGUUAUCUACAUUAUAUCUCAACUAUCAGUUUCCAAAAAGCCUCUCAAAGAUAUCUCUAUUGCUACUAGAGUAGCCGAAGGAACCAUCAAGAACUCAUUCAGGGAUCUUUAUCCUCAUUUGUCUCGUAUAAUACCUUCAUGGUUUGCCACCGAGGAAGAUAUUAAGAAUAUAUAUUCUAGUAGAGGAUGGUAAAUUUAGCGUAGUUCAUGACAAUAGAUGGUAACUUUCUAUGGUUGAAAUUGGGAACUUAGAAAGUAAUAUUCCCUCUUAUAACCCCACAUGACCACAUGUAAAUAAAUACUAGGCUUUUAUUGAUAAGUUAGAAUUUAUUUACGUCAGUUUUUGGUUCAAAAAAGAAAAAGAAUUUAUUUAG
Rubroshorea leprosula is the source of this 1765-nucleotide messenger RNA. The record is from the annotation of a GenBank genome assembly. Lineage: Eukaryota; Viridiplantae; Streptophyta; Magnoliopsida; Malvales; Dipterocarpaceae.